Messenger RNA from Melitaea cinxia (Glanville fritillary), 2058 nucleotides. It is a transcript of the gene Tango10, whose product is annotated as BTB/POZ domain-containing protein 17. The coding region runs from base 146 to 1741 and encodes 531 amino acids. NCBI's taxonomy places the organism in Eukaryota, Metazoa, Arthropoda, Insecta, Lepidoptera, Nymphalidae. The transcript has 14 exons. Gene Ontology annotation, molecular function: protein binding. The record is from RefSeq and is a predicted model, not a curated record.
CGAUUGUCAGGCAAUCUAAGAAUUAUUAUGUAUAAUAAUAGUUAUUUCUUAAGUAGAUAAAUUAAAUGUUUAAUUAAUUAUUAAAAAUAUAUAAAUACUAUCACCAUGAUAUUAUUACUUUGAUACAGAAGCUAAAUACGAUAAAAUGAAUUAUUUAACAGUGGAUUCCGCGACAACAUCGACGAGCCUUGACAAAAAUGAUGAAGCAACCAAAAACGAUGAUCUUGAAGUGGAUAACUCACAGAGUGUUCUGCUCAAGAUAGCAACUCUAUAUGCAGAGCAGCUGAUGAGCGAUCUGAUCCUGGAGGUGGGGGGUGUCGGGUAUCCUGCCCAUCGGCUAAUAUUGUGUGCUAGCAGUGAAGUGUUCCAGGUGAUGUUAAUGAACCGCGAGUGGAGCGAAUGGCGCGAGAGUCGCAUAGUGCUCCAGGAGACGCCCACGGGUGCGUCUGUCUUCCCACACUUCUUGAAGUACUUCUACACCGGCCAAAUUAGGAUAUCCCACCAAACUGUGCUUCCUGUACUGUCCUUGGCUGACAAAUAUAAUGUUAAGGAUCUAGUAACCCUCUGCCUGAGUUACAUGUCGCAGCACAUCGCUCAAGCAGCUAAAAGAGGACAACUCAUUGCGUGGAUGCAGUACACUAUGGCCUGCGGACAUAACGAUGUUGCUAAGGCGUGUCAAAACUUCGUGAAGUGGAAUAUGGAGUGGGUCGUGGACAGUGAACUGGCCGAGUUGGAGGACGACACCCUUCUGUUGUUGCUGCAGCACAGCGACCUCGUGUUGCAUAACGAGAUGACUCUUUACCAGUUCGUAGUGCGAUGGUUGAACAAGCAGAAGGAGAGAUUGAACACGAGUGACUUGUCUGAGAGCGAGUUGAAAGCACAUUGGGACACUCUUGUUACCACUGUGUUCUCACAGGUCCGAUUUCCCAUGAUGUGUCCAAACCAGUUGGCCAAGUUGCUGUUGUGUCCGCUGACGCAGGAACACAAGGAGUUCUUUAUGGAACGAAUGGCGAUUGCCAUGAGCUACCAAUCAGGUCAGUACGAGCGCAUAGCCGAGGUCCAGCAGAGCGACAGCGGUCGGUUACUGUUUACGCCCCGCCUGUACACUGAAGACACGUGGGGUUCGGUCCUCGCCGUGGACAACUUCCACUGCCUGCCGAGCUACCACACGCGCACCUUCAUAUUCUCCACCAGGCCGAGCAUGGGCGAGGCGCCCGCCGACCGCCUGUCCGAGUGGACGGUGGACCUCUACCCUAAGGGCGUCUGGUUCAGGAAGAGCAUGCUGAUCGUCUGGGCUGGCACUUAUGAUGUACCAGAAGUAGUUCUGCGUACUGUACGCAUCUCCAUCACGUGUCAGAACUGUCCGGAGCUAAAGAACUACUGCGAGUACGGAGACUACAACGAGCCGGAUGUCAGAGUGAAGAUCGGUAUCCUAGUGUGGGGGGUCCAGAAUGGCGUUGAACACGUGGCGUCUGUCGUCGAGAGGGUUCAUCGGUUCUCUGCGCAGAACAGGGUGCUGAACAUCGACGGAGCGCUGGACUUCGACGAGCUGAACACGCCACUCUACUCGCCCGCUACACCGGCCACUAAGCAAGGACGGUGUCAGAAGUGCUCUGAGUCGUGCGACGCUCCUGAGCCGAAGCACUUGCUCGGACCCAACAAAGAUCAGCUGAGGAUACAAGUAGUUAUAGUUCCGCUGACAGAUUUCUGUCACGUGAGCGGCUCGGAUUCGAACGGAUGACCGCUCAGCUGGACGCCUCCACUGACUGCGGCAAGCUGAUGGGGCAGGCUGACUUAUAUAGCUAUUGACGAUCUUGUUUUAAUGGAAAAGUUGAUAAAAAUGUCCAAAAAUAUGAGAGGCUAUGGUGAUUAUUAUAAAAGAGUACUUCGAGCAAUAAGUUUACUUCACACCGACGAAACACGCGUCAGCAUAUUGUGUUUGUUUAUUACGCCAUAAAUAAUAAAUUUGAAAUGUUUCUUCGAAUGGAAGUGCAAUGAAUGCCAAUAUGAUGUCCUAUUGUUAUAUGUGAGUAUUAAUUAAAUAUAUUGAAAUUUUCA